Messenger RNA from Blepharisma stoltei, 3482 nucleotides. NCBI's taxonomy places the organism in Eukaryota, Ciliophora, Heterotrichea, Heterotrichida, Blepharismidae. The record is from the annotation of a GenBank genome assembly.
AUGAUAAUUUUUUAUCUUAUUCAAGUACUGGCUGAAGGCUUAGAGCUAUAUCUGAUCCCUCAUUCUCACUGUGAUUCCGGCUGGCUAGAAACAUUUGACAAGUAUUAUGAGCUCAAGGUAAAAAAUAUUUUGAGAAAUGUAGUUACCUUGCUUGAAGAGGAUGAGAAUAGGCGGUUCUCUUGAUCUGAGAUAUCUUUUCUCAAGGUGUGAAUGGAAAAUGAAGAUAAAAAAAUUACAAAUAAAUUUAAUGAAUUAGUUGCAAAGGGAAGAAUUGAAAUAGUUGGUGGUGAGUAUGUGCAAAAUGAUGAAGCAAAUACAGAUUUUGAUAUGAUCAUCAGGCAAAUUGAACUUGGCCAUCAAUUUUUGCAUAAAGAGUUUGGUAUUGAGAGAGUAAAAACAUAUCAAUUAAAAUGGCCUGACAAAUCCACCCAAGCUCUUAACUCCUAUAUAUAGCGACUGAAAGAGACCAAGGAUCUUUAGAUAGAAAGAGAGGUGGUCAAUUUUUGUAUCGGCUAGGUUUUACUAGCGCAGGUGAAAUGGCGAUGGUGUGUUGAUCUGCCAAAGUUCAAUCAUGGGCAGGUGUUUUUCCUCAGGAAAAUGGGAAAACGAAUUUGGUAUAGCUUGAGCAUCCUUAUGGAUCUCAAGCCUCCACUCCACUUGCCAAGUGGAAAGUUUGCUUAAUCAAUACCAGUUGACAAGCCAAUCUUAAUUCGAAAAUCUGCAACAUCUCGAAAUUGGGAGGUAGCUCGAAACUAGAGAAGACGAAGCAAACUCUCAACUUGGCAAGCGGAGUUGGACGCUUAAGCGACCCAUAAGGAUGCUCAAGCUUAAGGAUUUUCCAAGCAAUGUCUGGAUAUGUUCAUAGACAUAUCGGGAAACUUACUCAGCGCGAUGUCAGGCAUUGCAUCCUGAACUGGUCAUAAAUUCAAUAUUUUAAAUUUUAUAUGGAUGGUAUCUAUGCUGACAGCCAGCAAGGUGACACAAAUUCUGCUUCUGGGAGUAAGAGAGGCCCUAUCCGGAAGGAGAUACAUAUUGCAAGGCCGCGUGAAGACCGGCAAGUAAGCAUUAGAGAUUUAUGUAAGUGAAGAGCAGUUUCAGCUAUCUGAAAAGGGGCUUUUCUGUGAUUUUUAAUAAUGCUAGCAAAUGAGUAAAAACAGGCUGACAAAUUGAUAUUUUUGGUCAUUCUGCUUUAACUCCUGGAAUUUAUUCGAGGUUUGGGUAUGAAUUUCUUGUAAUAACUCGUAUAAAUGAAGUAUUCAGAUCCCAACUUCGAGAAACAAGAGGCAUGGAAUUUAUAUGAAAAGGAGUGGACUUUGGGAGCAGUGAAUCAAUUUUCACACACGUUUUAUAUGAUUUUUAUUAUGCACCUUUACUUCUUAGAACUGAAUUUAUUGGGCCUUGCUUUGGCAGGCCCAAACAUCUUGAAGCUGAUAUUAGGGAAUGGUAAUAACUAAUUAGUGUAGCAAUGCUCUGCAGCAUGUGUAAAGACUGAUCUCAAGGAUAUAGGAAUAAAAAAAUAAUGAUGGUAUAUGGAGGAGAUUUCUUUUACGAUAUUCCCUAUAAUUCUAAACAAACAUCAUAUUUAGAAAUCGUUAUUAGUGGCUAUCUAACUAUUUAUGCAUAAUAUUCAAUACACAAAAGUAUAAUAUCACAGAAGCAAGAAUACUUUUCGAGAGAAUUGAACAACUAGUUGAUUGGCAACGAGAUUCUGGGCUAUAUAAACAGCUAAAGAUAAAAUUUGCCACUCCAAGCGAGUAUUUUGAAGAUAUUAAGAAAUCAAAUAAAAAAUAUCCUGUGUAUACUGGCGACUUUUUCCCUUAUCAAAGCUAUAGACUUAAUAUCCCAGCUUAUUGAACUGGGUAUUAUAGCACAAGACCCUCUCUUAAGCAACUUAUAAAUAAAGCACAUCGACUAGCUAGAGCUGCAGAAAUUGCCAAAGCUUUAAUACAUGGAGAAGAGUUUGCAGCGUAUAAUGCAAGUUUAGCUUUACAUCAUGAUGCAAUAACUGGAGCUAGCAAGCCAUGAGUUGCAGAGGACUAUGAAAUCAGAUUAGAAUCUGAUUGUGAAAAAGCUUAUCAAGCCAUAUGUGAAACGAUAUCAUCAGUGUUUGCCAAGACAAAGUCUAGCUUUUCACUUGCUUUGCCUUAUAAAGUUCUUAUCCUUUAUAACUCAAUUAACUAACUACCCCGUCCGAGAGAACAAAAAAUUCUUGCUCGCUCACGGAGGGGGGUUAAUAAUUUUUUUUUAAAAAAAAUUAUAUAGAAAUUUUAUAGAAUUUUUUUUUUUGAAAUUUAAAAAACUUAAUACGCAAAAAUUGGAAAGCAAAUAUUAAUUUAAUUUAUAAAAUUAUUUUUUGAAACGAAAUUUGUUUAAAAUUAAACAGAAUUAAAUCGAGAUUUCAUUUCUAAUUAUCACUUAUGUAUCAAAAUUAUUUUAUUAAAAAAAUUUUUGUUCGCUCACGGAGGGUGAGUUUUGGUCAAAAAAUAGGGAUUUUUCUGAUGGUUUUGUUCGCUCACAGAGGGGGUGAGUGAGAUAAAACGGAUUUAAUUACUAUCGAUUCAGGUGUCCAGCAUUUGGAAAUUAAAAACUGACGAGGGGAGAGCAUUGAGUCUCAAUACAUAUCAAAUCAUGAUAAAACUGCGUAUGUCAUUUACCUAAAGUUGACACUCCCUGCUUUGUCAUUUGUAACUCUUUUCAUCACAGAGCACGCAACUUCGUGCAAAUUGUGCUCUACACCUUUUAUUUUAAAAGAAAACGGAUCAAUUAUUUCAGAUCAGUAUUAUUCAAUAGAGUUUGACUCUCAUGGAUAUGCUAAAAGCAUCAAAAAUUCACACAAAAAAUAUGAACUAAUACAAGAGUUUUGGUCUUAUCCAGCUGAUCGAGCUGGUGCUUAUCUUUUUGAGCCAACCAGUGAGGGGAAUCCAAUUUCUGAUUUAAAUCUCGAGUCAUUUGAAAUUUGGCAAGGCUCAGUAGCAAAUAUUGUGGAGGUUAAAUGGAAAAGAAUUAAAGAAAAAAAUACAAACUAUGAUCAUUAUUACAAGAAAAUAAUUUUAUAUAGAGAAAAAAGAUUCAUUUGGAAAUAUGGACUUUAUGCAGCUGAAAAUAAAGAAAUUCUGGUUAGGUUUAAAAGCAAAGAUAUUGCAGCCAGCGAUUGGUUUUAUACCUCAAAUUCUGGAGACUUGAGAAUAAGGAAAUAUUUAAAUUCAAAAGAAUAUUCUGAUAAAUAUAAUACAAAGACUAAAAAACCUUUAAUUCCAGAAGAAAAAGGUGAAAAUAUGUAUCCAGUUCCAGGGGGAUUUGCAAUUAAUAUGGGUAAAGAAGCAUUUAAAAUAUUUCCAAAAUUUUCAUUAGGUGUAGGAAUUGUAAGUCACACGAGUUUCGAAAUUUUAAUGCAUAGAAAUGCCCCUUUAGAUGAUAGUUUAGGGCUUGGAGAAGGGGUAGAUGAUAAAACUUUUACUGAUUACAUUUUAUGAUUGAAUUAA